Molecule: messenger RNA, 3504 nt
Organism: Porites lobata
Lineage: Eukaryota; Metazoa; Cnidaria; Anthozoa; Scleractinia; Poritidae
Source: the annotation of a GenBank genome assembly
CUUGCGCAAGAUCACUCCACAACUAAAUGCGAAUCUUUUAGCGGUGGAUCGUCGGUAGAAAUCUUCAUGGGCUGCGGUUCGUCCACGCCUGGAGCAGUCGUAAGUUUAUAAAAGUACAUAUUUUUCCCACUAUCGAUCUCUCUAUUCCAUAAUGUGAAAUCGUGCGUGGCAAGACGAAUAUUGGCCGUCUGACAGUAUUGGACAAAUAUACAGUCUUCUAUAAUACGCUGUGUGUGUGAAAAAUCAUAUUGUACCCUUCACUACACGUAGUGCUUAAACGAAACAAAAUCGGAGAUCGUGAUAGAUGGAAGAAAAGAAAAAUCUCCUUCAAACAAAUUUAAUCGCUACUAUGUAAAACACUUUUGCUUCGUCGAUUAAAUCAAGGAUGACAUUUGAAGAUUUAAAAGCCAGAGAGCAUGAAGGGAAAAGGCUUUUCUAAUAUCAUGUAAAAGUUUAUACAUAAAAAUGAAAAAAGAAAGACUGUUUGACGGAGGCUUCGGGUGCCAACAGGGUUCAGUAUCGAAUUUCUUGCUGUAAAGAAUAUAAAAUUUGCAUAUUAUCUUGAGAGUACACAGGUGAAAUGAAAUGCACAGGAGCAAAAAUAAGAGGUUAAUCAGUCUCUGCAUUAUCGAGAAAAAUAAACGCGUAGUUAAAAGGUACCAAACGAAUGUUUCCAUAUAUAUAUAUAUAUAUAUAUGUCAUAAGUGUCUCACAUUGUAUCCUCUAUGUAUUCGAAAACAGUUUGGUUAACUUAGAGCUGCCCUAAAAGCUAUUUAUCUAUUCGGAUUUGGUCGUCUCGUGAGUUUAAGUGGCUUUUUCGUCUCAUCCGAAACUGUUGGCUACCCUGAUGGGCCGACCGUCCGGUUGAAAGUUCGAGGACGUACAGUGGCCAUACUUGCAUUAGAAGAUUCUUGGGAGACCUUUUUUAUCAAUAAUUUCAUCUUUGUAAUAAAAAAAAAGCACAACCUCCGAAAAUCGUAGGCACAAGCUAUAUACCGAAUACCUUCAACGGUUAUCCAGACAUUUUAAGCGUUUCUCGAGAAUUCGAAAUUUCUAGGCAAUAUUUUGCUCCUUUGAACAGUUAUUUUAAAGAAAAAAGUCCUUGGGUGCCCAUGUUAGUUGCUUUGUCUCAAAGAGAGAGUCUGCUUAGCUUCUAUAGCUAGUUAAUACCUGACGGAUACACAAUUUUGUUCUUUUCACUUGAUCUCAAAAUCUCAAAACCGUUUGUGGUGAACCUGGAAAUCUCGUUUUUGGGAGUUUCACUUGUCCAGCUACUCAUAUUUUUGAACUAUUUGACUUUUUGUUUUGAAUUAUUUAGCAACUCCUUCAUAAUAUCUCCUCUUUCACAUUCCUCAACCCUAAAUUAAACAUUGAACAUGGUUACACCCCCCCCCCCCUAGACACACCAGCAACAAAAAAAAAUGAAAAAAAGGGGGGGUCAAAGGCAACCCAUUUGGCUACUAGUCCUUACAAGUAUGUCAAGGGAGUUGAACCUGGGAAAACCGAGAAACAAAGCCAGCAGCUGGUCAGAAGAGAAUUUAAACCUGGAACACCAGAUUGCAAGGUUGACAAAGAUGCUGACCACUUAGACAUAUGCCUCCCCAACCAUGUUGGCCAUGUCUUACAUAUGAACGCAUUAAUGCUAAUUUAUAAAUUUGGCUUUUGUUUCAAUUGAUAGGUGACAACUCAACAGCCAGCAACUGUAGUAGCAGCACCUGGUCAAGCUGUUGGUAAGACAACAUGUAUUGGUCUUAAAAUAAGUAAUAAAAUGGAAAUCAGUGAACAGUUUUGCAUCAUUUGAGUUAAACAAAUAAGAUCAUGACUGUGGUUGUAAUAAUGAGGUAGAAAAAGAUAAAGGGAGGACACAAACCAAACAGGCUCACAUGACUGGAGCUUCAACCUGGUUUCAGCAGUAUGAGUCUAGCGUGCAAAGAAAGUGGUGUCCGAGCCCGGGGCUAGUGGAUUUUGUUACUGGGCUAUUGAAUUCUGUUCUCAACUUGCUGACAGGCAGGUAAACUUUUUUGGGGGAACUCACUGUAAUCAAUCCUGCUCAUCAAAAAAAAAUUGGAAUUGGGGGGGCUAUAUAAAGUGACUCUUGGGCUAGUAAAUUCUAGCUACAGCUAGCCGGAAUGGCAAGCUGUAAAAAUGACUUUCUUUGCACCCUGAUAAGGCACCUAGGAUAAAUGUGACUUUCCUCUGGAUAACUCUUCUUCACAGAAGUUAUCUAACCUGGGUUACAAUAGGGAUUCAAUCAAUAACCAGAAAUGCAUUUUGAGUUUCCCUUUCAACCUAAGGUACAUGUAACUGGCAAAUCAAUAAUGGCUUUUUUAACAGGCCAAUCAUGGUGCAUUAUCAAAUCCUGGUACACAGGUGGGGGCCCAGAACAAGGAUAUCGGUGCUGUUUCACUAACAGACUAAACCAGAAGUUUGGUAAUUAUUGUGAAGAACAACUCCCCUAAACUGACAGACAACCAACAGUCCUCUGACAGUCGGCCAACUGUCGGUCAUGCUAGUCAAUUGUAUCUAUAGGUGUUUCAUUUUUAACAGUUUUUAGUGAGAGACUUGCCGCUGAAUUAUGUCUUAGGUGUUUCAUUCGUGCAGAUGUUACUGUCAGUGAGGUGUCCAUAAUAUGUCAGUAAUGUGUCACAUAACUGUCCGCCGACAGUUGACCAACUGUUGACUGACAGUCGGUUUGGGGGAGUAGUUCUUCACGAUUACCAGAAGUUUAGUUCCAUCUGUGGCAUAAGUGACCCUACUAGGCCAUUAAAGGGCCACACCAAAGCUGUAUGUCACUGGUGCCUAUUUAUAAACCACGGUCAAGAGGAACAUUGUGAAGAAAAGCUUCCUGUCUCAGGAAACAAUGCAGUAGCAAGUUUUGAACCCUGACUGCCAGAUGUAAAGUUCAAGAAGUUUCAACCCAUGGACACCACAGGCCCUCCAUUUUGUAAUUAUAAUGAGUUGGUUGAAUGUAGAGAGAGUAUAAAAAACUUAGUUGUUUCAUACUGGAUUAAUUUUUCUGUUAUAUUUUCAGUGCAAUAUCCUACAGCAUAUCCACAACAACGAAUGAUAGUAAACCAAGGGUACCCCCAACAGCGUGGGCCACCACCAGGGUACUAUAAUCAACGUGCUUAUGCAGGACCUCCAGGAUAUGGGCCCCCAGGGAUGGUCCAGCAGCCCCAAACAGUAGUUGUUCAGAAUAGAGACAAUGGAGGUGAUCUUCUGGUUGGAAUGGCAGCUGGUGCUGUUAUGGCAAAUGCUUUGCACGGACAUCACCACUAUGGCUACGGAACUCACAUCCAUGUGCACGACCAUGAUCAUUUCCAUGAUGGUGGAGAUCACUUUCACGAGCACCAUCAUUAUGGAGGGCCGGAGUAUCAUGAACAUUAUGGUGGAGAUGGUGGAGGGUUUGAUGGAGGUGGUGGGUUUGAUGGUGGUGGAGGUUUUGAUGGUGGUGGUGGGUUUGAUGGUGGUGGAGGUUGCGAUGACGGUGGUGGGUUUGAUUAG